Messenger RNA from Suillus discolor, 2050 nucleotides. RefSeq names its product putative dimethylaniline monooxygenase (N-oxide-forming). The transcript has 10 exons. The record is from RefSeq and is a predicted model, not a curated record. Gene Ontology annotation, molecular function: monooxygenase activity; flavin adenine dinucleotide binding. Bases 246 to 1997 code for a protein of 583 amino acids. Lineage: Eukaryota; Fungi; Basidiomycota; Agaricomycetes; Boletales; Suillaceae.
CCUAAUCGAUCGUUGAACUUACGAAAAAAAUUACAGACGCCUUGCCCAAAAUGUCUACUAUCUGUGGUGAGGUCAAGCACGUGUUAAGGGGGUUAUGGUGCAUGAGACCAUACCUCCGCAAAUCUAUAUAUUCAACUGCAAUACAACGAAAGGUGAUGAGCUUCGCAGAAUCAACCUAUAAAUGAACCUUCCGGUAGAGACGAUGGUCCCUAUAACCACCCCUUCAAGUUGAUCAUUUAGGAGAUAUGUCUGGUGUGGAAACUUUCUCUGUUCCGUCAUCCGCAGAGGCUAUCUCCUCCGCGUGGCUUACUGCAUUGAUUUCUGACCUAUCCAGCCCCAGUUUUAAUCUCGAGCGCUCAUUUACACACGGUAGCUAUUGGCGGGAUCUCUUAGCAUUCAGUCCCGAUUUUCGCACCGUGUGUGCACUUCCAAAAAUCCAGCACUUUUUCUCGGUUCCCGUUGCUCUUGCGCGGCCAAGUCGUUUCCGACUCUUGCCAGGUGUUCGUCAUCGGUGGAUUGGUCCCACAAAAACGUUCAUUCAAGGAAUUAUUCAAUUCCAUACAGUGAUAGCGCAGUGCACUGGCGUCUUUACUCUUAGUCAAAGCGAGGAUUCCUCAUGGAAGGUUUGGUCCUUUGUGACCAUGAUGGAUCAGUUGUCCGGUGUGGUCGAUCGCUUUGGUGCACAUACGCCUCUCUGUCGUCCUGCUGAGUGGAAGACUAUAAUGAGGUACACGGCGAUCAUCGUGGGUGCAGGUCAGUGCGGCUUAUCCGUGGCCGCCCGUUUGGAGAAUCUCGGAAUCUCUACACUUGUCUUGGAGAGAUCUGGCGCAAUUGGCGAUGGUUGGCGUUCUCGAUACGAGUCACUGGAGACGAAUACUCCCAGGGCAUACAAUCAUCUUCCCUUCGUCACAUUUCCCGAGGGAUGCAAAUAUAUUCCCUGCAGAGACAUUGCUGACUAUCUUGAAAAUUACCAAAGGAUUCUUGGUCUUCACGUGUUGACCUUGGCACGCAUUUCUGCUACUUCAUAUGACACUUCGUCAAGUACCUGGACAUUAUCUAUAUCUAUUUCAGGGCAAGCCUCUAUUACUGUGACAGCCCGGCACCUGAUUGGUGCAACAGGUAUUGGUACAAUGGGAGGUGCACUCCCAUUUAUGCCUUCGAUUCCAGGAAAAAGCUCCUUUCUCGGUUCUGUUGUCCAUUCAAGCGAAUACAGGUCCUCCUCUUACUUCGGCGCGCAGAAAGUCGUCGUCGUUGGCGCAGGAUGCUCUGCGCACGAUAUUGCUCAGGACAUGGCAAAUCAUGGGUCUCAGACAGUGAUUGUCCAGCGUUCCCCGACUGCCGUUGCAAGUCGUCAGACGAUCGACUGUCUGCUUACCGGAUAUGUUGGGCAGGAUAUUCCUCCAACAGAGAUCGCCGACCGCCUAUAUGUCGCUCUCCCUUUGUCAGCUCUACAAAAUUCCCAGUAUGACACCAUGAAAAUACAUGCCUAUAUCGACCAGGACCUCAGGGAGAACUUGUCCCGGAAUGGAUAUCUCCUUCCCGGCCCUGAGGACAACUUUUUGCACCGUCUCUUCGUUCGACGAGGUGGCUUUUACAUCGACCGGGGUUGUGUAAAGCUCAUCACAUCUGGCGAGAUCACCGUCAAGUCCGGGCAUGAAAUUUCCCACUUCUCCCCUUCCGGGUUGGUAUUCGACGAUGGUUCGCAAGUGGUGGCCGACCUUGUCAUCUUCGCAACUGGGUACUCGAAAACUACGAUUAAACAAGUCGCUGAGAGCCUUUUUGGGCCCCAGGUUGCGGAUGCCGUCCAUGACCUUGAAGGAUGGGAUAGUGAUUGUGAACUCGCAGGUGUUUGGAGACCGACUGGACACGAUGGACUCUGGUUUGCAGAGGGCGAUCUCUUUGCUGCACGGUUCUACUCCCAGUUCCUUGCGUUACAGAUAAUGGCGAGGGAGAUGGGAUUGCUAAGUCCAGACCAGAAAACUUACAUCCCAUACUGAUUUCUGCGAUCAGCUUCUCAGUUAUCUUGAACAUUAUGUACGCGAGGUGUCCU